Molecule: messenger RNA, 1914 nt
Organism: Penicillium expansum
Lineage: Eukaryota; Fungi; Ascomycota; Eurotiomycetes; Eurotiales; Aspergillaceae
Product: recombinase RAD51
Exons: 8
Coding region: 1-1914 (637 amino acids)
Biological process (GO): DNA recombinase assembly; reciprocal meiotic recombination; mitotic recombination
Cellular component (GO): condensed nuclear chromosome
Molecular function (GO): ATP hydrolysis activity; DNA strand exchange activity; ATP binding
Source: RefSeq, a predicted model, not a curated record
AUGGCGUUUUGGGUCGGCUGGGAGCUUUGGGAGAAGCUGAGCGUGGUUCUAGCCUUGCUGAUCGUCCUGGUGCUCUUUUACGCCGGUUGCGUCCUCGGCUGGAAUCGCUGGAUGAUGAUCAAAUACGCCGAGACAGAGGCAAAAGAACGAGAGCGGGAAGCUGAGGUCUACCCAAUGCUGCACAAGGAUGACAUCCCUUUCGGUGCCAGAGCUCUGGAAAGAGGAGUAGAAGUUCAAGGGAUCUGGGUUUCACCCACGCAAAGUCCGUGUCAGCCUGCAACUCCAGUUGCAAGUGAACCGGCCAGUCCAGCGCCAGGGUCGCUAUAUAGAAUCGCUGACACCCCCAGCUCCUCGGUGGAAUCCCCAAGUUCCCUGAUCAGCCCAAAGCCUAUGCCACCAGCUGCCCGACGUGAAGUCGUUUCCGAGCUCGACCUAGCCUCCGCAGGCUUCAUCUACGAGGACCACAGACCCGCCGGACUUCAUAGUCGAUCCAGUCUACCCAUCAACCCAAAUGCCAUGCGCAUGUCACCUGCACGGGAGGAAUUAAUGAUCGGCUUGAAGGACACAGCAGGCAGCGGAAAGCGUGUUAGCUUCCACACGCGGCUAUUCGGUGCAGCCUCUAGUCCCGACACUAAGGACUACCGAGGAGGAUUGGAUGGCGCCGAUGAAGACAUGGACUAUGUCUCGGCCAUCAGUGAGUCAUCUUCUGGUUUUUCAUCAGAGAACAAGCGGAGCUCACGAUCCAUGAAACGUCUUCGCCGGCGAUCAUCGGAAGAGUUCCGACGUAGGAUGAGCCAAAUCUUCAACGACAAUGUCGAGGUGGGGCUGCCAGCCGACCAGCUGGAGUUCAACCCGGCUCUGCGCCAGUACCAGAGACGUAUGGAGGGAGAAGAGCAAUUCGAGGACAAUGGGCUUCCUGGCCCAGGUGCUCCGACCCCGCUUUCUGCGCUUGACGGUGUUUCUGGCUUGACUGCUAGGGAUAUUAAGUUGUUCGUGGAUGCAGGGUAUAACACUGUCGAGUCUGUCGCCUACACGCCCAAGCGGUUGCUGGAACAGAUCAAGGGUAUAUCGGAACAAAAGGCUACCAAGAUCCUAGUAGAAGCCUCAAAACUGGUGCCCAUGGGCUUCACAACGGCAACCGAAAUGCAUGCCCGAAGAAGCGAGCUCAUCUCGAUUACAACGGGAUCCAAGCGACUUGACACAUUACUCGGAGGUGGUGUUGAAACAGGUUCUAUCACGGAGAUUUUCGGAGAGUUCAGAACGGGAAAGAGUCAGAUUUGUCACACUCUCGCAGUGACCUGCCAGCUGCCUUUUGAUAUGGGUGGCGGCGAGGGCAAGUGUCUUUACAUCGAUACUGAGGGCACUUUCCGUCCAGUGCGGCUGCUUGCGGUCGCGCAGCGAUACGGUCUUGUUGGCGAGGAAGUCCUUGAUAAUGUGGCAUACGCACGAGCAUACAACUCGGACCACCAGCUCCAAUUGCUUAACCAGGCCUCCCAGAUGAUGUGUGAGACGCGGUUCUCGCUCCUGGUUGUUGAUUCGGCGACAUCUCUGUACCGAACGGAUUUCAACGGUCGUGGUGAGCUCGCCUCACGGCAGACUCAUUUGGCUAAGUUCAUGCGUACCUUGCAACGCCUCGCAGAUGAAUUUGGCAUUGCAGUCGUGAUCACGAACCAGGUUGUUGCCCAAGUCGAUGGUGGUCCUAGUGCCAUGUUUAACCCAGAUCCUAAGAAACCCAUUGGUGGUAAUAUCAUCGCUCAUGCCAGUACCACUCGACUCAGUCUGAAGAAGGGCCGUGGUGAGACUCGAAUUUGCAAGAUUUAUGAUAGUCCUUGUCUUCCGGAAAGUGAUUGCCUGUUCGCUAUCAAUGAUAAUGGUAUCGGCGAUCCUAGUGAGAAGGAUUUGGAAGAUAAAUGA